Arabidopsis thaliana (thale cress) is the source of this 1987-nucleotide messenger RNA. Its product is annotated as RING/U-box superfamily protein. Gene Ontology annotation, molecular function: transferase activity; ubiquitin protein ligase activity. NCBI's taxonomy places the organism in Eukaryota, Viridiplantae, Streptophyta, Magnoliopsida, Brassicales, Brassicaceae. The transcript has a single exon. Bases 302 to 1390 code for a protein of 362 amino acids. Gene Ontology annotation, biological process: protein ubiquitination. Gene Ontology annotation, cellular component: membrane. The record is from RefSeq and is marked reviewed.
CUUUUCAAAAACAAUUUUAAAUCAUAUUUAUGUUUCAAUACUGAUGCAUUCAACUUUACUUUAUAUGAACAGAUAUUAUAUAAAAUAAUUUGUAAAUAGUAAUACGUAAACCCGCACGUAGUGCGGGUACUCAUCUAGUAUUAAUUAAAAGUUACAUAUCUUAAAUCACAAAGAGCCCAAAGAUAAGGAGAGAAAGAGAGAGUGACACUUCACCACACCAUCUCCUCUCUCUCCCUCUUCUUCUUCCUCUUUCUCUUUCUCUGUUUCUGCAACACAAAAACACCAUUGAGAACCAAUCAAAAUGUCGACAAACCCUAACCCAUGGUCACCAUACGAUUCAUACAAUGAUUGUUCUCAAGGAAUCUGCAACAUCUACUGUCCUCAAUGGUGUUACCUAAUCUUCCCUCCUCCUCCUCCUUCUUUCUUCCUCGACGACGACUCUUCCUCCUCCUCCUCCAGUUUCUCUCCUCUCCUCAUCGCUCUCAUCGGUAUCUUAACCAGCGCUCUCAUCCUCGUCAGCUACUACACUCUCAUCUCAAAAUACUGUCAUCGCCACCACCAAACCUCCUCUUCAGAAACUCUUAACCUAAAUCAUAACGGUGAGGGUUUCUUUUCCUCCACGCAAAGAAUCUCCACGAAUGGAGAUGGACUCAAUGAGUCCAUGAUUAAAUCAAUCACUGUUUAUAAGUAUAAAAGUGGAGAUGGAUUCGUUGAUGGUUCAGAUUGCUCUGUUUGUUUGAGUGAGUUUGAAGAAAACGAGAGUUUGAGAUUGUUGCCGAAAUGUAACCACGCGUUUCAUCUUCCUUGUAUUGAUACUUGGUUAAAAUCUCACUCUAAUUGUCCACUUUGCCGCGCUUUCGUCACCGGAGUUAAUAAUCCCACCGCCUCCGUCGGCCAGAAUGUUUCAGUCGUUGUAGCUAACCAAUCGAAUUCUGCUCAUCAAACCGGUUCGGUAUCUGAAAUCAAUUUGAAUUUGGCCGGUUAUGAAAGCCAAACCGGUGAUUUUGAUUCCGUUGUUGUAAUCGAAGAUCUGGAAAUUGGAUCUCGGAAUAGUGACGCUAGAUCGGAAUUGCAACUACCGGAGGAGAGACGGGAGACUAAGGAUGAAGAUUCGCUGCCGAUUCGGAGAUCUGUAUCGUUGAACUCUGGUGUAGUGGUUUCGAUUGCUGAUGUACUGCGAGAGAUUGAAGACGAAGAAGGAGAAUCCGGCGGAGUUGGAACUUCGCAGCGGCGAGAGGAAGGGGAAGAUGGCGAUGGGAAGACGAUUCCACCGACGGAGGCGAAUCAGAGAAGCGGCGGAGUUUCGGGUUUUUUUGUACGGAGUUUAUCGACGGGAAGAUUUAUUUUCUCGAGGUAUGAUCGAGGGCGAAAUUACCGUCUGCCCCUUUAGUGUAACAGAAUUUCAAAUUUACUGUUUUGUUACUGUAUUUACUGAUAAAAUUAUACAGCUCACUAAUAGUGAAUUAGUGAUUUCUUUUUGAAGGCUGAGAAAAAGUGAUGAUUAUUUUUUAAGUACAGUAAUUUGGUUCCCUCCUGAAUUUAUGGAACAUCCACCACAAAAGCAAUGUGGCAAGAGAGAGACCUAAAAAGAAUACCUAAACGAGGCGAAAUUUGCUCGUGGUGGCCAUUUUUGUCGCGGGUUAUUGAAUUUGUUAGCUAGCAAGUAAGACCUUUUUGGAAAGACGAACAUUGUGAUACUUGGCUUGUUCUUUUUCUCCCAAUAGCUAGUUUAUUGUCAUGGUCGAAGUUCAAAGGAUAAAUGUGAACAUGUUGACAGAAUUCACAUAGAAUCCAAAAAGAACAUGUUGACAGAAGAAAAACUUGGACAUCAGAGAAGAAUCUUUUGAUGCAUACAAAGAAAAGUUAAGAUGUUAGCAUCCCUCAAGAAAAAUAUAUAUGUAAGAGAAUAUGCAACAAAGUUAGAAAAUCACACAAGAAAUAUGUAUAUAUGAAUCAUGUUCUGAUUUUGUAAUCUACUCCUAGUUUU